Messenger RNA from Cinclus cinclus, 2793 nucleotides. RefSeq names its product tubulin tyrosine ligase like 7 (gene TTLL7). The record is from RefSeq and is a predicted model, not a curated record. The transcript is spliced from 21 exons. Gene Ontology annotation, molecular function: tubulin binding; tubulin-glutamic acid ligase activity. NCBI's taxonomy places the organism in Eukaryota, Metazoa, Chordata, Aves, Passeriformes, Cinclidae. Bases 1 to 2793 code for a protein of 930 amino acids. Gene Ontology annotation, cellular component: cilium. Gene Ontology annotation, biological process: microtubule cytoskeleton organization; protein polyglutamylation.
AUGCCAUCCUUUCCUAAUGAGGGAGAUAACCAUGGAAGUGCUCCUCUGACUUUGAGUUCGGAACUACCCUAUCAGGGCACAAUUAAAAGAAAAGUCAGAAAGAAGAAGAAGAAUGGAGUCAUCACUGCCAAUGUUGCUGGCACAAAAUAUGAAAUUGUGCGUGUAGUAAUACAGGAAAUGGGCUUUGUGAAAACGCGUGAUGAGGAUGAAACAGCAAAUCUUAUCUGGAGCGAUUGUGCUGUGCAGCAAGAGAAGAUUGCUGAGCUGCGGAACUAUCAGAGAAUCAAUCAUUUUCCAGGAAUGGGAGAGAUAUGCAGAAAGGAUUUUCUGGCAAGAAACAUGACUAAAAUGAUCAAGAGUCAGCCUCAGGAGUACAGUUUCGUUCCUCGAACAUGGAUCUUUCCUGCAGAAUACACACAGUUUCAGAACUAUGUAAAAGAAUUGAAGAAGAAACGUAGACAGAAAACUUUCAUAGUCAAACCAGCUAAUGGUGCAAUGGGACAUGGGAUCUCUUUAAUAAGAAAUGGAGAAAAGUUACAAGCUCAGGAUCACUUAAUUGUUCAGGAAUAUCUUGACAAACCAUUUCUUAUGGAAGGCUACAAGUUUGAUUUACGUGUGUAUAUUCUUGUAACUUCCUGUGAUCCAUUAAAAGUAUUUUUAUAUCAUGAUGGACUGGUGAGAAUGGGCACAGAAAAGUAUCACCCCCCCAGUGACUCAAAUUUGAGUCAAUUGUAUAUGCAUCUGACUAACUACUCUGUCAAUAAACAUAAUGAACAUUUUGAACGGGAUGAAACAGAAGACAAAGGAAGCAAACGCUCCAUAAAAUGGUUUACUGAGUUUCUAGAAACAAACAACCUUGAUGUCUCCAAAUUUUGGAGUGAUAUUUCAGAGCUGGUGGUGAAGACUCUGAUAGUUGCAGAGCCGCACGUGCUUCACGCUUAUCGCAUGUGCAGGCCAGGGCAAGCACCAGGAAGUGACAGUGUCUGCUUUGAAGUCCUGGGAUUUGAUAUUCUGCUGGACAGAAAACUAAAACCAUGGCUCCUAGAGAUUAAUCGUGCCCCAAGCUUUGGAACGGAUCAAAAAAUAGACUAUGAUGUAAAAAAAGGUGUUCUGCUAAAUGCAUUAAAGCUUCUCAACAUACGGACAAGUGAUAAAAGGAGAAAUUUAGCCCAACAGAAGGCUGAGGCUCAAAAAAGACUUUAUGGCCAAGGUCCAGUGAAAAAACUCUUGCCAGGUUCCUCAGACUGGGAGAAGCAGCGCCACACACUGGAAAGGAGAAAACAAGAACUGAAGGAAAGACUUGCACAAGUACGUAAACAGAUUUCCAAAGAGGAGCAUGAAAAUAGACACAUGGGGAACUACAGGCGAAUUUACCCUCCUGAUGACAAGACAUUACUUGAAAAGUAUGAGAGUUUGUUAGCCACUGCUUUCCAGACAUUUCUUGCUGGAAGAGCAGCUUCACUUCAGAGGGAAAUGAAUAACCCCUUAAAAAGAAUGAAGGAAGAGGACAUUUUGGAUCUUCUGGAGCAGUGUGAAAUAGAUGAUGAAAAGCUAAUGGGAAAAUGCACCAGGCAACGAGGACCUAAGACCUUGUGUUCAAUGCCAGAAAGUGCACAUUCCUUAAGGAAACCUAAGAACCACAGCAGUGACAGUAGCUGUGAUAGUGAUAGCAGUUUGUCAGAUUCGGGAGAAGAAACUGAAAAGGAAGAUCACAAUGAAAAAAAAGAGAAAAAAGUUUCAUAUGAUCUUGAAGAAAAUAAAUACAAGUCUUUGGAACGAUCAGGUAGAAUGAACUACAAACCUUCCAAUAAAAAUGUGAAGUCUCCAUCGUAUUCGUCCCCCACCUCACCCGCAGGCCCAAUAAGGCGUUCUGUGAGCUGUCCUCGUUCCAUUUCCAUACUCACUAUGCAGUCCCAGGGAGCUGAGCAGCGCCCCUUUUCAGCCAAAGCAUCUCUCCAAAUGCAGAGAACAUCCCCAGUGAACAGGUCUCACUCUCUAAGUCGUAGCCCAUCUUCAGCCAGAUUCUCUCAGACAGCCACUUUGGGAACUAUGAACUCUUCAGGGUCAGCUAAUAGAAUUGGAAAGACAUUAAGCUUGUGUCUUCACAACAACGUGUUAAAGAGUGAGUCUUUGCUGCAACAGAAAACGAAAGAGCAAGAAGUUGCUUUGACAAAGGAGACUCUUCUCCUUAUGAAUGACUUGAGAGUCAAGUUCCCAGGAAAAACAAAUGAAGAAUCUGAAUUAAUUAUAGAAGAUAUUAUGGAUAAUUGGAAGUAUCAUAAAACAAAAGUGUCAUCCUAUUGGCUGGUGAAACUGGAUUCAACAAAGCAACGAAAAGUUUUGGAUAUAGUCAGGACUAGUGUCCGUGCAGUUCUACACCAUGUCUGGAAAGCUCCAGACAUUGAAAAUUUACAUCUCUACCGUCUGUUUAACCGUGUAUUUAAUCGCUUACUUUGGAGCCAUGGUCAAGGCCUAUGGAACUGUUUCUGUAAUUCAGGGAGCUCUUGGGAAACCAUGUUCAGUAAAGGCUCAGAGGCAGUGACUCCUGAGCAACUCCAGUGUUGCCAACGAAUAGUACAGCUUUGUAAACACUGCCUGCUGGUAGUUUACAAACAGUCAUCAGAUUCAAGAGGAUCCCCAACUGGGAUGAGCCACCACUGGGAUGAUACAAGGUGUUUAUUGCCAAGACCUACACUGUUCAUCCUGAAAUCAUCCUCAUCCAAACUUAGCUGCAGUUCAUCUGGAAUGCCUCGCCCUAACAUUUUGUUCACUCACAGAUACAGUCACUUGUGA